ACCAGGGGGAGGGGUAACCACGUGUGUCGUCACCCUUCAGGACGCUGGUCAGCACCCAUGAAAGUCCCCGUCCUCCAGCGGCUCAUCCUCCUCGUCCGCGCCGGGGUGGGACAUCAUGGACCUCCCGGAUGUUCUCUCCGCCGCCUUCCUCGUCGCGGUGGCUCUCGUCUCGCUCCUCUCUAACGCGCUGGUGCUGCUCUGCUUCCUCCACAGCACCGAGAUCCGCCGCCAAGUCCCCGGCGUCUUCGUCAUGAACUUGUCUCUCUGCAACAUCCUGAUUGCCCUGCUCAACAUGCCCGCCACCACCGCCGGCAUCAUUCGGCGUCAGCAGCCCUUUGGGGACCGCUGGUGCAGCACGGUGAGCUUCAUGGACACCUUCCUCACCGCCAACGCCAUGUUGAGCACGGCGGCGCUCAGCAUCGACCGCUGGAUUGCGGUUGUCUUCCCGCUGAGCUACUCCUCCAAAAUGCGCUAUAAGGACGCAGCGGUGAUGGUGUGCUACUCCUGGAUGCAUUCCUUCACCUUCUCCCUCACGGCGCUGCUCUUCUCCUGGCUGCGCUACAGCGACGCGUUUGCGUCGUGCAUCCUACAAAGAGGCGGCGGCGACCGGCUGAAGUUCGCCGUCUUCACCGCGGUCUUUCACGCCGGAAGUUUCGCGCUGUCGCUCCUCACGCUGUGCGUCACCUACCUGAAAGUGCUCCAGGUGGCCAGGUUCCACUGCAAGAGGAUCGACGUGAUCACCAUGCAGACCCUGUUCCUGCUGGUGGACGUCCACCCGAACGUGAAGCAGCGAUGUGUUGCAGAGCAAAAGAGGCGGAAACUGAGAGCCACCAAGAAGAUCAGCAUCUUUAUCGGCUCCUUCCUUGUCUGCUUUGCUCCCUAUGUGAUCACCAGGUUAGUGGAGCUCCUCCCCUUUGUGGAUGUUAACCGUCGCUGGGGCAUCAUCAGCAAGUGCCUGACGUACAGCAAGGCCGCCUCAGACCCCUUCGCCUACUCCCUCUUGCGCCAGCAGUACAAGAAGGUAGCGCUUCGCGUCUUCAACCGGCUGCUCCGUCGCAACCUCCCGUCAUCGGACCAUAACAGCUCGCUGGACACGGAGAGCGACUAUUGCCUGCAGAGGGUCAGCUAGCAUCCCGUAGCUGCGUGGCGGUAAAAUAAAAACAAACCUCUAGUGGGUAGCGAGGUGUUCGUGGGAGUCGGCCAAGGCCAGACUGAUGGCAUCGAUGGCAACUUUAGAAAACAGGGGGGGGGGUGAGUCUUUGGCCGCUCUGAUUAUGAAUCCAUUCCACCAGACAAGUUAUGGGAUUGUUCUCCAAGCUUUUGGACUUUUGGGACCACCAAUUUUGGGAGCUCCUUUGUGGAGUCAACGGUCUGUAGCUUUCCGAGAAAGACUUAAGGUUCGUCGGCUGGCUUUUUAGUCACUGUUCAGUCCAAAAUUCUCAUGAACGGUAGCUGUCUUGUGAUUUUUUCAUAGGAUCUGAUAUUUGCUCCAAAUUGGAAAUUUUUAAACGGUGCUUGAACUCUGCUCCAACCAAAAAAAGGACAGUGCACAUAUUUUACCCCAAAACCGUGGUUUUGUGUUUUUAUGUCAUUUUGAUUAGUAAUCAGAUCACUUCAAAAAUAUAAAUAGCAAGUAUAACUGAUUUAUAAAUACACCAAUUUGAAAUGAUCAUCGUUGUCAUUUUGCAUGUAUUUUCAUUAUAUUUAUGAUUUUAUAAAGAAAAAUACAUCAAAACAUGCUUUUAAAAAAAUCCUUAAGGGUCAUUGACUGGCUUGAAAAGCCGCUGUUCAGUUAAAAAUGUUAAUUAAGGGCAUAAUAAGGUUAUUAUGGUUGUUUGUUGAUAUUGUUUUCCUAAAUAUUUUGAUUAUAGUAAGGAUUCUGUCAAGAAAACCUACCAAACUGCUAAUAUAAUAGCAUAUAUAAUACAAUAGUUCCUUAAAAGUAGGCCAUUCAAGGGUAUGUUGAAUGUACUAUGUAUUGUCAGGAAACCCCACCAAAAUAUCCUCCAGGUCAGUUGGCCAGCUUUUUAGUCACGGUUUGUUUUAAAAAGUCCAUUAAAAGUUGGAAUAUUAGGUUUGUUAUUAUGCUUUUUGGUAUUUUUGUCUUAAGGGCAUUAAUGUAUCAUCUGUAAUUCAAAACUGUUUUAGUGCCAGAUUGAAUAUGAAUAUCAAUACCGUUUACUGUUCUUUGUACAUGUGACUAGUUA
Molecule: messenger RNA, 2207 nt
Organism: Nerophis lumbriciformis (worm pipefish)
Lineage: Eukaryota; Metazoa; Chordata; Actinopteri; Syngnathiformes; Syngnathidae
Product: G-protein coupled receptor 26-like
Biological process (GO): adenylate cyclase-activating G protein-coupled receptor signaling pathway
Cellular component (GO): membrane
Molecular function (GO): G protein-coupled receptor activity
Source: RefSeq, a predicted model, not a curated record